This is a messenger RNA of Megalopta genalis, 9456 nucleotides long. Its product is annotated as electron transfer flavoprotein beta subunit lysine methyltransferase. Gene Ontology annotation, cellular component: mitochondrial matrix. Gene Ontology annotation, biological process: peptidyl-lysine trimethylation. NCBI's taxonomy places the organism in Eukaryota, Metazoa, Arthropoda, Insecta, Hymenoptera, Halictidae. Gene Ontology annotation, molecular function: protein-lysine N-methyltransferase activity. The record is from RefSeq and is a predicted model, not a curated record.
AGAGAAACUUUCGUCCAAUGAAUUCGAAUUUUCUUUUCUCGUGGACUCUGAAUCCGAGAACCCGGUUUCCUUCGUUGUCAUCGGUUCCCGAAAAAUACAUCGCUGAGAAGAAAAUCGAAGCUUCAACCUCGCGUUCCGAUAAAUCGCAUCGGGGGAAAAUGGAACACAGCGUAAACACCAUUAGCCUUGCGUCGCUAUCACCGAUCGCGGUUCUAUCUAACUAAGCGGUCCGCGGAUCGAGAGGAAUUCCAACGCGCUCUGCAAGAAGCUUUCCACGUCAUGGCUACCGAUUCCGUUGCGGGCAUACGUCCACCUUAGAAGGCGUUGUAGGGAGAUAGUGGCCGGGUCAGGGACUUCCCGUAACGUGUGCAAACGCCUGAGCCUGUUGCGAAAGAGACGGAUCAAGAGAGAGAAAAAGGGAAGAGAUAUAGUUAGCAGAGAGAGCGUAAAGGAAGACGGUCGCAUGACAUAGCAAUUCUCUCGAAGCAGACGGAUUUCUUUGUAAGUGGGACGAUGUGCCUGCAUACCCCCGAAUCUUGGAGAGAGUCCAGAAAGUUCUGUCCUAGCUUUUGUCUCCAGGAACUCUAAAUUGCGGCCCGGUUUAUGGCGUUGUAAAUGAAACGAGGUACCUCUCGCAGCUUCGGUUUUAAGGACGUUCUACCCUACGGUAUCCUUAACUAAUUUAGCAGGCCACUGCGCGAAGCGUUGACUCGAGUAGGAACACGUUUUGUUGCCUCGAAAGCGGAACGAAAUAUGCCUAUCUACCGAUGAUCGAAGAACAUUUUGUCCAAGCAAGUUGCAUUUCAGCCACCGAAGAUCAUUGUAACUAGACACACAACAAAGCGACUAUAAUUCGCAAGACGGAUCGAUAGCACGUGUCGGUGCUCGGACAUAGCUCUGUGUACCGAGCCAUGAUGCAAGCACCGAUGUCUCGGACCGUUCGGUUUCAUCAGCCCCGGCGAACGAGCAGGUUGCGCUGAUAACCGAGCACAGAAAUCAACCCAGAAAUCGCUGAUCAUUGUGGGAAUCGUGAAAACUUGAUAUUACGCAUCUGUGCUUCCUCCCUUUAUCUUUUGUACAUACAGAUACAGCGAAUUUGUACCGGCUGACAUAUAGGGAGAACGUUCCGUCCCUUUUCGCCUGACGCAAUCACCGAGGUUCCCGUCCAUCUUUGCGACGAUAACAACAAUAAUAAUAAUAACAAUAAUGUUACCGACAAACGAACCCCGCAGCAAAGGACAGACCAGGACCUAUAAUUAAAUCCGGCUACUCAUGUAACGAACCGCCGUAACGGUUCUAUUUUAGCGACGACACACACUGGAAAGUUAAUUCGUUGCGUAACAGAUCCUCCGACCGUUUUAUAAUGACGGGCUAAUGGGCCUUUUCGAAUCCAGGGGAUCCUGAGCGUUCGAGGAACGAACACUUUCGAUCGUACUUUUGCGGUAUGCGUAUCGGCGCAUCGGUCUGAGAUAUGCAGUUACGGCUAAGCGAAAGUCAAGGAAUAAUGUGUUUGUCAACAUGCUUGUUUUUCCUUAUGGAAAUACAUACUACGGAUGAAUACGUUCAGCAGAAUCCGAGCUAAAUCUUUCCUGGUCGAGACAGGUUUUUCUUUAUGCCGGUGUCUGAGAUACUGAUUUUCGUAGGAAUUAUGUUCGAUUAGAUGUUAGUCGAAAACUCUGUUUCAAUUAUCUACUUUCCUGUCCUCUAGGUGUUAUGCAAGUCUUUGGAGGAUAAAUAGCAGCGAUUAGAGUGGAUCGAGCCUUGCUCGGUCAGCAACCUUGUUCUGCAAGCUGCCGUGCGUCGCGCCUGCCACAGGGAAUCCCCGUGUCCAUAGGCAAGAGGAAACUGGAUAUCGGGCUGCCGUGCGAUCGCGGGAGGAACGUUAAUAUUCCGCGGAGGCGGAACAUGGCGAACAUCUGGAGGACUUGGUACCGCGUCACUGGCACUCGGCGCAUUCCUCGGGGAUGCAUUCUUGAACCCGAGGUGGCCCAAGCGAUUUUAGGCAACACGGAGAUCUCGAGGAGCCAUAUGACGCCGGAAAUCAAGCUGUUCCUCCUGACGCCGAACUGCGAUCUCUAUCACGCCCCGUUCUCCAGCGUUUCGGAGGCGAAUGAGACAAAGAAACGCGUCUUCUCCGAGCCUUUCUGGUCCAUUUACUGGCCAGGUGGACAGGCUUUAACGAGGUUCAUCUUGGACGAGGGGAAGAACGUCAUUUCGACGUCGGAGAAAAGCGUCUUGGAUCUUGGCACUGGCUGCGGAGCCGCUGCCAUUGCCGCGAAACUUGUUGGCGCGAAAACGGUACUUGCGAACGAUAUAGACAAAGUGGCGUGUGCGGCCGUUUCGAUGAACGCGGCGUUGAACCACGUGGAGCUGCAGGUGUCGCAGGAGGAUCUGUUGCAACGUUCAACAUCCGAGAAGCUCGCGGACGUCAUCCUCGUCGGGGACAUGCUGUACGACGAGGAGAUCGCCGUCCGUUUGAUCCCCUGGCUCGAGAAAGCGCGGGAAAACGGGACUCGGAUUUACCUGGGCGAUCCAGGAAGACACGGUUUGACCGAGAACUUGAAGAAGAACUUGAAGUUACUCAAAAGAUACUCGCUGCCGGAGAACGUCAGAAAGGAGAACCAUGGCUAUCAACAAUGCGAGAUCUGGGAAUACCUCGGCUCGAAGAGAAACUAAACCAUCGAUUCUCUCGCAACGAUUUGUAGAUACAUAUUUUCCUCGCGUUCUUGCUAUUCGAGAUAACGUACGUUCGCAAUUCUAGACGAAUAUUAAGUCAUCGAUGCGUGGAUGACACGGCAGUAAAAGAUCCGCGGGGCAUUGCGCAAUCGUUCACUGCUUGGACGACUCUGCGAUGUUAACGCGUUACCGACGAGCGCGGUCGAAUACCGCUAUGAACCGUGAAUCGUCGUCUACGAAAUGCGUCGAGUGAAUGCGCUGUUUAUAUUAAGUUCAAUUAAUACGUAUUAUAUCGUUAUUGCUACGGCUUAUCGACGACGAGUCGCCGACUUCUCGGUGCACGGGUAGAAUUUAAGAGAUCCUAGAGCAAUUGUCGAUUGACUUUGUCCAAGAGAAAAAAGAUAUCUCGAAGACCGAAACCAUGUACCUUGGGGUCAACGAUAAAUAGCAGAAGCGUGUCACCGGCUUGUCCAGCCGCGAUCAGAUCGCGCGGUUGUUCUCCGCUCGCUAUAAACGCGCGAUCGGGUUGCGUGAUUAAAUAAUAGUCGCCCCGGUUUCCUUGUCGCACGGAGGCGCGUGCUCGCCUCGUAAACAGCCCGGUGGUCGGGCUCAUGGCACAGAGAGACGAGAACGAUUGCGAAAGAGAUUCGCGAUAACGCGUCACUGCGGACGAUAGUAUCGUCGCCUAUCUGUGUCUGCGAUACCGAAUUCAAGAUCACGAUCUAGACGCAUAACGGCUCCGCCUCUCUGUGCAUGGAAACAGCAGAUCUGCUGUUACCACUUUCCGGUGAGUCAUCCGCGGACCGAUAAUCUUCGUCCGACCUCGGGCUUCGGCGAUUAAUUAGUCAGUGCACGGGUCGGGUUCGUGGAAUCCGCGACGAAAGUCAUCCUUGAUCUUUCAAAAUCUACGAUAGCUCCGCGAACACAUGGCGUCUUGUAAGAUUCCACCCGUGCACCGUCAGGGUCACGUGCAUUCGAUCGAUCCGUUCGAUAGAAACGUAAAGUAUAGCAGAUAUUAUCCGAUGAUGCAUUUAUUCGAAGAAGACCGGGCAGACGGAACGCACGUGCAUCUUAUUUGUACGAGGAUAGCGCUGGAACUUCCGCGAUUCAUCUAUAUGUAUAUUAUAUUGUAAGUCGAGUCUCGCUCACCUGUUUGCCGACAUUGGCCUCGAUGCUUUCCUGUUGCACCGCGGAGCCAGUCCUAAGCGAGGUCACGUUCGUCAAUUUGAUCCUGCACUCGUACCUCGAUCGAUCUGCGAAGAAGCAGAUCGCCAGGCCGGUUAGCCAACGGAAAAGCCCGACACGGGGGUUAAAGAGUUGCAAGGAAUGCGCAGGGCUCACUGUUAUAGAUCUUGGUUCCGUUCCUGCAGACGCACGGGGCCUCCCCCAAAGGGCACUGCAUUAUGCAAUUCUCGGGUCCGCAUUCUGCGAACAGGCAAGCAUUGACCUCGUGAAGCGCCAGACCGACAGAUCCUCCCGUCAAUGAGUCACACGCGACGGCGUGCGCGAGUGUGACUCAUUGAGAAAUUAUCUGAGCGAUGCCGAGGAGCGUUUUACCAGCGUCCCAGGUGUCCAUCAAGUGAAUCUCGCACAGCCUGCCGACGUAGCCGUCCGGACAAUGGCAGUUCAUCGCCUUCGCUCCGAUUUGCCUGCAAUCCGUCAAGGAGACCGCGUCUCAAACAUCUUCGAACGUAGCCAAACUCACCCCUUAAAAGGGUACUUCGACCAUCGAGGCGAUUUCCUCCGCGAGUAGAAGAAUUUUAGCGCGCAUUCGAAUCGAUUCGCGUUAUCGAAUUCCGCUUCGAAAGCACGCUCGCGAUUCUUUCUUGCGGUCUCGGACGUAUCGCCGGAGUCCGAACCGAUCUCACGCGAGAAAAUCGCGUUACUUUACCGAACCAGAAGAAACGGUGGUGGACUCCGAACGUGACCGGGCCGUCAUUGUUCGCGUUACUUCGGCAAACAUUGUUCACCUCCUUGAAUGCAGUCCCAUUUAUCGCGGAAGAAAGGGGCGAUUUUUAUAGAGGGUCGAACAAAAGGAUCGAAGAGGGCGAUUUUUAUGGAGACCCGAGCUUCCGGUUCGUGCGGGAGGAAGCGCGGCGACACGAGGCCGGGCUUCGCGUCCGACCUAGUUCCACUCUUUCGGAAUAAUUCCAUCUGGUUAUUGGUGCACGAUGAUUGUCAUUAGUGUUCUCGAAUCAAUGGCGAACGAAAUCCUGUUAUUACGCAACGCGACCGACAAAGUAAUCCGUCGCUGUUGCGACGCGAACCGUUGGAACGCGGACGAUUCCCGGCGACGGAAUCCUCGUGACGUGCGCAGACAGCGUGGCACGCGCACGAUUAGGUCUUUAAAUAUACAAUAUUUUGGCACGCGCGCCUUCUUCGAUCGCGUACGAACGGCUUAGGGUAGCUCGAUUUAGUUUCGUGUUGGCGACUCGGACGACAUUCUUGAGGACAUUCGAGCGCGAGCGUGUUGCCCGCGGGUUAAUAAACGGCACCGCGUUGUAAACGUUACUGAAAAUAAUUCUACUAUCUGUCUCACCUGCAAGUUCCUCCGUUUUGGCACACGUGCUUGCGAUCGUCGUCGAAGCACAGAGGUCCCUCGUUGCAGGUCUUUCCGUUGAAGUCCUCGAAGCAGUCGCACCAGAAAUUACUGAGGGAACAUGACCGUGUGGGUCUCGUUGCAUUAAUUAAAUACAAAUCCAUUAAAUAGGAUUAUCUCCCCUGUUCAACGAUGACUCGUGGAAGAGACGGAUAACAGGUUAAUGAAAUGCCCUAAACGGGUUCUCGUUCUUAGGCGGCACGUCGAGCCGUUGCUCGGUAACCAUAAGAGGUGGAAAAGAAACCGCGAAUUCUUCGGAAGCGUCGGCCAUGAGUCAGCAAACUUUCCGCGGGCGAAUACUAUGUAUAGUUUCGACAUUCGGGCUGCUCGUGAAGAAUGCAAACACGUGUUCCGGAGAGAAAUGGGUCGCGUUCCGAGAAAACGAGAACCUCGAUAACGGUGGCAACCAGAUGAAGCGACGACGUGCCGGUCUAAGUCCUGAUCGCGUGCGAGAAAAUUGCUGGCUGCGGUGCUUAGGAUUGCAGGUGGAUACGCUAAUUUGUCGACAUCGAUCUGCGAAGCGUUCGCUUUUUUUCACUGUACACAAAUCUAACUGCAGAAAAUGAUUGAUCAAGCGUGUACAGAAAACGAAGUCGCCAGAGACGAAUAGACGUAAAAAUUCUGUGGAACCGUCUCGGUCGUUCGGGGAACCAAAUCCAUGGUAUUCGCCGUUUAUAGAUAAACAUCUAUGUGGGCCAACGAAACCAACGGCUCGCUUAUUCGAUUAUGAAUAGCGUAAUGCUGUAACAACGUUCUCGUUGCGCGGUCUGAUGAAAGAAACGCGGGUACAUAAAUGGAACAAGGUAAACAGAGAACAUGGCGAAAUACAAGAUGGAAAGACGUAGGACUCACCUGUAGUCCGCAGACACCAGACAGUUGCCGGUGAAGGAGCAAUGCUGCACGGAGCAGGAAUCCGAAUUCGGCUCGACCUCGGUCAUCUGGUACGUGACGUUGAACCCGUAUACGUCGAGAAGAUCGUUUAACACACGCAAGUGAUUCCCCUCCAGCCGGUCAAGCUCGAAUUCCACGACGAGAAACGGCCGAAACGACCGUAACCACCUGAACUCGAACACAUUCCAUUCGGUGACCUCCUUGAUCAACGCCGCGCCGUAGUUCAUGCUCUCCGAUUCAUAAUAAGCGUACUCGGUGAACCUGAGACCCUUGUACACGUACACCUGCCAGAAACAAAACGAAGAGAUGCAAAUCAAAUGUUUUUCCGUUUUUAAGGGCAACGUUCGAGAUCAAGGACGACCGAGUUGCGGAAGAGGGACACCGCCGGACUCGGUGUCCUUUGACGCGGAGCCUAGGCGAACAUUUAGGGCGAGGACGCUUUCCCUGGACUCUCUAAGAGAAACGCUAUGAUCAAAGACCGAGGACAAUCCAUUUUUUUCUUUUUCUUUUUUUGACAUUUCUCAAAGCUUCUGGUUUCUUUCGUUAUCGCAUCGACCAAUUUUCUUUCUCGCACCUGGGUCAGAUAGACGACGAUCGAGCUGUUGGUGACCGGUAUGUCGGACACGUCGAUUACCCAGCGACACUUUAUGGGAACCGGAAACGAGGCGGGAAAGUUCGGGGUCUGGAUCACUCCCCUAGGUGCCGUCCGACGAUCGCCGCAGGAAACUUCGGCUGAAGUGGAAGCUUCGAUUAAGGUCAGACACCAGAGGGGCAGGAGGGAAACGCUGCUGGAUACGGUGAACUUCAUCUUCGUCGGAUCGAUCUGAAAUCAUCCAUGAAAUUCUGCUGCCCGGAGAUCAUUCUAAAGAAAGAUUUAUUCGCGAACGGUGCGCGAGCGACGUAGCGAGCCAGCGUAAUUGAAUCGAGAAUCUCGCGUCUGUUGCGACGCACAUAACGUAAUCAGCGUUAAUUGAUUCUAUAUUCGAUGAUUAAUGUUAACAAUAGAGUAUCGGGUCGCCAGCGACUUAAUCCAGCGGACGGAUACCCCGCUGCAAUGUUUAUCGCAAGCCAAGCGAGGACAGGAUUAAUCCACGUGGGAGUAUAAUCCCUGAUUACACAAAGCAGCCGUUCCGCGAAUAAGCUCGCCGCCCGAUAUUCGAUUUAUUUACAUUCCUUCCGAAAGAAGCAGUCCGGUAUUGCGCCGAUUCCGUACGGAAUUAGUCCCCCCGAGUAAACCUUUGGCUUUGUCGAGAAUCCGGUGCCAAUGACUCAUUCGCAUUGGCACACGUCUCGGAACAAUCGCUCUCAUAGAUCAGAAAUUCGACAAUUUUCAUCGAUGUACUAGAAUCUUUCCCCGCUCGAGCGCUAUCAGCGUUGCAAACACGAUCGAAUAAUUCCAUAUUUUCGAAUUGUUCCUUCGCGAGAGACUCGAUUCUCCGGCGCAAUAUAAACAAAUCUCUCAAGCUCGAGCCGAUAUCGGUUGCUGGCGCCUCGCCGCGGCGUUUCAACCGCUAAUUAAAACAGUACAGAAAUUGCGCGAAUGGGUUUUCUAUGGGAUCUCGCGGUCGGAUGGCGACCCUUGCUUAGCUAACAACCCGAAAAAAAAACGGUUUCAGCUCCGUUCGCUCCAGUUCUGGGCUUACCUAUACCCUACACCCCGUGUCGGCCGUUUACACACACUUCACUCCCGCACGGAAACAACACCCGGUGGGGGAUGAUCGCGUCGAAUGGAGCUUACAUCGAGCACCCGUGGACCCGAAGGGGUUCGAAGUCAUAGUACCAGGCUGGGAUUGGGGUGUACACUGUCGGUCUCGGGUUUCUAAGGGCGGCGAGGGCGAGCGCAGGGAUAGCGACGAUGCAUUUUAAUCGAUCUUAUCACGCGCGGCAGCCACGAUUAAACGAACAGAUCGGGAGAACGAUCGCGGAGGGUUGUCGCGAACCAACCAACGAACGACCGAACCCGCGAUCUGUCGGCAGGCUAGGCGUUAGCCUCUUCCACACGACUGAUCUCUCAGCGCGCACCCUCAGUCCACCCCCUUGGCCUGCAAGGGGUGGGACACGCGGGUCACGGCGCUUCUCGCUGAGCAAAAUCGUUUUGCACUGUCGUCGUCUUUGUCGCAUACAGAUUUUCGCGGUAUUUAUUUAGCACUGUCGAUCCUUAAGCGAAAGCUUGAAAUAUUCAAUGAAUUAGCACGUGACUGUCAACUUUGCUGCGUAGUCGAUCAUCGACAGCAGACAUUUAAAUAAGGUCAUCGUCGUGGCUGCAACAGUACACUUAAGGGUUAAUGUUGUUCGUAUCUAUUCAUGGGGGCUUUUAUAUGGUUUUAUGUGACAGGUUUUGUCCGGUAAUGAUUGUUUUAAUCAAUGCACAGGGUGAAUCGUUUAACUCUUUUGACCAAAUUUUUCUAAUAGAGAAAGGUAGCGAAAAAUAAUUUGUCGCCGUGUAUGCUACUCUUUAUACCAAACGGAUAAGAGAGACUUUAUGCCAAACGUGGAAGAGUUAAACGAUUCAUCCUGUAUGAUACAGUAAGGUAUAGUAAGUAUGAUACAGUAUGCAGACGGAGUCGUUAAAGUUUAAUAAAUCCGAUGUUUCAAUAGGAAAUGAUGUUUUCUAAAUUAGGUAAUUGUGUUAUAUAUAACGCCAUUAUCAGAUUAGUGGAUAGACCAGAUUAGAACUGGUUCAUCCUACCGCGAUGAGCCAGUAUAUCCAAGCAACGCCACUGAAAGAUAGGGGAAGAUAAUUGUACUGUCGAUCGAUGACUAACAGACUGUUUAGUUACCGUGUUAAGUACGGGGACCUCUGUAAAGUUCAUGUGCAAUGAUGCGAACGCAGUGAAAUUUUCCCGUGAUCGCCAAAUCUUCCUUUCGAAUCAGAAAACUGUAUAAUUAUAUACGUACAUAUUUAUUAAGAAAUAGACGUGUUUAUCUUACAGGUCGCGAUUGUAAUUUAUGUACAUUUUCAGUUGAAACAGAAGCGGUAAGCUAUGUAUGCUUUCUUUCAUAUGACGAGAAAUGGCGUUCCUAUUUACGUAAGUCUCUUUGCAGUCAAUUCUUGGAAAAGGUGUCUUUUGCAUCCUUUUAAUAGUCUCUUCCUAAUGCUUCUGAGUACGUCAACGAAGGGAGAUUACACUUAGCUAAAACAAUGAAAAUCGUUACAAUACAUUGCGGCGCGCUUCAUUUAAGCUAAAAGAUUUUUUUGUAAAAUAUUGAGGCAACUGUACAUAUACAUACGUAAACAAAUGUAAGCCUCCACUGAAUAAACAGCUCUAGCCUUCCUUUAACAUACUUUA